This is a messenger RNA of Psylliodes chrysocephalus, 5750 nucleotides long. The record is from the annotation of a GenBank genome assembly. Lineage: Eukaryota; Metazoa; Arthropoda; Insecta; Coleoptera; Chrysomelidae.
AGACAACGACUUGUUUUGCAAAUUUGAGCGGAUUUUUCAACGAUAUUUAAAGGGAUUAUGGUGUUUACCUAAACAUCAGUGUUUGUGAAAAGUAUCAGUUUUCAGUUGAUAACAGACUCAAGAUGACGGAUAUACGGAGUAUGUUCUCUAACAUGGCAAAUGGGAGUGAAAAUGGCACUGACAAUAAUGCACAAACAGAGUCAGCACCUAAAGCACCAAAGGCGUCUAAAAAGAAAGAAGUAAUUGAAAAAACUUACCAGAAAAAAUCCCAACUUGAACACAUCCUUUUACGUCCUGAUACUUACAUUGGUUCAGUUGAAAAACUGACUGAAGUUAUGUGGGUAUAUGAUAAUGACCAGGAAAUUAUGAUUCAAAAGCAAAUUGAAUUUGUACCAGGUUUGUAUAAAAUAUUUGAUGAAAUAUUGGUAAACGCUGCUGAUAAUAAACAACGGGAUAAAAAAAUGGAUUGCAUUAAAGUUGAAAUAAAACCCGAGGAAAACUUAAUAUCAGUCUGGAAUAAUGGUAAGGGUAUACCAGUGGCAAUGCACAAAGAGGAAAAAAUGUAUGUUCCUACAAUGAUAUUUGGUCAUUUGCUCACAUCUUCCAAUUAUAAUGAUGAAGAGGAAAAAGUCACAGGAGGAAGAAAUGGUUAUGGUGCGAAAUUGUGUAAUAUUUUCAGUACAAAGUUUAUUGUUGAAACUUCAUCGCAUGAAUACAAACAACAAUUUAAGCAGACAUGGGCCUCGAAUAUGUCUAAAGCUUCAGAACCAAAACUAAAGGCAAAUGCAGAGAAUGAUUUUACGAAAAUUACAUUUUGUCCUGACUUGGCAAAGUUUAAAAUGGAAAAAUUAGAUGAUGAUAUUGUUGGUCUGUUGGCCAGACGAGCAUUCGAUGUGGCCGCUUCUACCAAAGGAGUAAAAGUCUUUCUAAACGGAAAAAAGCUACCAGUGAAAAACUUUAAAGAUUACAUCGAAUUGUACAUCAAAGGUAAAGAAGACGAAUCAGGGAAUGCCCUAAAAAUCGUCCACGAGCAAGUUAACGAAAGAUGGGAAAUCGGUUUAACACUAUCCGAUAAAGGCUUCCAACAAGUUUCGUUUGUAAACAGUAUCGCAACUACCAAAGGAGGUCGACACGUUGAUUACGUAGUAGAUUUGAUAGUAAAACAGCUAAUCGAAGUAUUGAAAAAGAAAAACAAAGGCGGCGUGGCGAUCAAGCCGUUUCAAGUAAAAAAUCACAUGUGGGUUUUCAUCAAUUGUCUCAUUGUCAAUCCCACUUUCGAUUCGCAAACGAAGGAGAACAUGACAUUGCAAGCGAAAAGUUUCGGCUCCAAAUGCCAGCUUCCCGACAAAUUCAUAAAUGCUGUCAUCAAGAGCGGCAUUGUAGAGUCGGUACUGUCUUGGGCUAAAUUUAAGGCCCAAAACGAGUUAGCGAAGACCAGUGGAAAGAAACGUAGCAAACUUAAAGGGAUACCAAAAUUGGAGGAUGCCAAUGAGGCCGGUACCAAAAACGCUCAAAAGUGUACUUUAAUAUUGACUGAGGGAGACUCGGCUAAAAGUACAGUCGUAUCUGGUCUGGGAGUAGUCGGUAGAGAUUUUUAUGGUAUAUUUCCGCUUAGAGGUAAAAUCCUCAAUACACGUGAAGCGACGCACAAACAGAUUCUCGAAAAUGCAGAAAUAAACAAUAUUAUUCAAAUUCUUGGAUUGCAGUAUAAGAAAAAAUAUAAUACUCCGGAAGAUAUGAAGACUUUAAGAUAUGGUAAAGUAAUGAUAAUGACUGAUCAGGAUCAAGACGGAUCUCACAUCAAAGGAUUGCUUAUCAAUUUCAUUCAUCACAGUUGGCCAGAGUUGCUGAAACAGGACUUUAUUGAACAAUUCAUUACGCCAAUCGUGAAAGCUAAAAAGAAGAAUGAAUGCUUGUCGUUUUAUUCAUUACCAGAAAUGGAAGAAUGGAAAAAGAACACACCAAACUAUCAAACUUACCAAAUCAAAUACUACAAAGGUUUGGGUACCUCCGAUGCCAAGGAGGGUCGUGAGUACUUCUCAAAUAUGGACAGACACAGAAUAAGAUUCAGAUAUUCAGGCCCACAAGAUGAUGAUCACAUUCUGUUGGCUUUCAGUAAGAAGCACAUUGAGCAUCGAAAGGAAUGGCUAACAAAUUUCAUGGUAGAGAGUAGAAGGAGGAAAGAAAUAGGAUUGCCCGAGAAAUAUUUAUAUGGAAAAAAUACGAAAUUUAUCUCUUACACUGAUUUUAUUAAUAUGGAGCUGAUUCUUUUUUCCAACGGUGAUAAUGUGAGAUCAAUUCCUAGUAUAAUUGAUGGUUUCAAACCUGGUCAGCGAAAGAUCAUGUAUGUCUGUCUGAAACGUAACGACAAACGAGAAUUCAAGGUGAGUCAAUUGGUAGGAUCCGUCAUCGAAAAAGCUGCAUACCAUCACGGUGACACAUCUUUAGCGGGAACCAUCGUCGGUCUGGCGCAGAACUUCGUUGGCAGUAAUAACAUCAACUUGCUGGAGCCUCGCGGUCAAUUCGGUACGAGAUUAGUGGGUGGCAAGGACAACGCCAGCCCUAGGUAUAUUUUCACCAAGUUGUCGCCGUUAACCAGAAUGAUUAUGCAUCCUCACGAUGAUGCAUUACUCAACCACGAAUACGAUGAUAAUUGUAAAGUCGAGCCACAAUGGUAUUGCCCGAUUUUGCCCAUGGUUCUGGUUAAUGGAGCUGAUGGUAUUGGUACAGGUUGGAUGACGAGAAUCCCCAAUUACAAUCCGAGAGAUAUCGUUAAAAAUCUAAGACUCAUGUUGGAUGGAGAAGAGCCCGAGGAUCUUAGUCCGUGGUGGAAAUAUUUCAACGGAACCGUCCAAUUUGCGGGCGAUCAAAGGUACGUGGUAAACGGCGAGAUCGCGAUUUUAGAAGACGGCAAACUCGAAAUAACCGAGUUACCUGUAGGUACGUGGACCACGAAUUACAAGGAAAAUGUGCUCGAACCUAUGGUAAACGGCUCUGAGAAAAUAAAAGCGGUUCUCACGGACUAUAAGGAUUACAGCACGGAUAUGACGGUGAAAUAUGUGAUUACUUUACCGCAAACGAAUUUGGAAACUAUGGAGAAGGAGGGUUUACACAAAUCGUUCAAGCUGCAAAAUCUAAUCAGUUUGUCAUCGAUGUGUGGUUUUGAUGAAUACGGCUGUUUGAAAAGGUAUGACUCUGUUAUGACUAUUCUUCAGGAAUUUUAUAGUCUUCGUCUCAAAAUGUACGGCAAAAGGAAAGAUUAUUUAACCGGUAUACUCGAAGCUGAAGCUGCGAAGCUUACGGCUCAAGCUAGAUUCAUCAUGGAAAAAUGUAAUGGGGAGCUGGUAGUCGAAAAUAAGAAAAGAAAAACCAUAGUCGAUGAGCUAAUCAAAAGAGGUUAUCCAGCAGAUCCUGUCAAAGAAUGGAAUGAUAAGAAUAAAGAUGACGAUGACAUGGAGGAUCAGGAAGAGCCUCAAGAACCUGCCGAAGAUGGAGAAGCGGACGAAACUAAAAAGAAGAAAAAAGAGUCCACUCAUCCGGAUGUAAAGAAAUACGAUUAUCUGUUGGGAAUGUCGAUGUGGAUGUUAACGGAUGAAAGGAAAAACGAAUUACUCAAACAGAAAGACAACAAAAUGAUGGAGAUGAAUAUAUUAAAGAAAAAGACACCGUCCGAUCUGUGGCGGGAGGAUUUGGACGUUUUUAUUGAAAAUUUGGAGAAACUAGAGAAAAAGGAACGAGAUGAUUUGGAAAAAGAACUUCAACAAAGAAAGAAACCUGUAGCCGGUAAAAAGAAGCCUAAAUAUACUGAAACUCUCCCAUCGCCAAUGGCCCAGAGAGUUGCUCCUUCUGUUACGGAAGAUAUAAAGAAGAAAAUCCAAUAUGCAAUUAAAAUGAAGCAAAAUGUACAAAAGAAGAGAGGAUUUAAAUCAGAAAAUAUUGUGGAAGAAGGCGACGAAUUUGAUUCAAUGGUUAAAAGCAAAAAGACAUUAAAAGAUAAAUUGGGAACGCCUGAAGGUCUUGCGAAGAAGGUUGAGAAGAAAGUUAGAGAAAAAUCAACUGAUGGUCUGAAACAGACUAAACUCAAUUUCUCCAAAGUCAACAACGGAUCUCCCAAGAAGGGAAAGGGAAGAAAAAAGAAGGGUUCCGAUUCGGAAGAAGAAGAAUCUGACAAAAAUUCUGAAGGUUCUGAUGUCGAAUUUGUCACCAGUAGUAGCUCUCCCGCAGUAAAAGAACGAGUUCUUAAUAGAAGAGCCGCCACAAAGGUCAUUAAAUACGAUUUGUCCGAAGACGAAUUUGAAAAAUUCUCUGACAAGGAAGAUGAACUGUUUGAGAAUGAUGCUGUUAAGGAAGUUAGUCACGUCAAAGAGGUUUUAGAAAGCUCAGAAGAUGAGAGCAAACCGCCGGCUCGCCACGAGACUUCUGAAGACUUGUUCGACAGCUUAGUCGGUAAAAAAAAAGAUGAUUCCAAGGAUGAAAAAGACGACGCCGACGUUUUCAAACCUAUAGGAUCGAACAACAAGAGAAAGAACAGCUUCUCGGAUUCGGAUUCCGAAUUUGGAGAAAUUAAAUCCAAAGCGAAAUCAUAUUCCAGCGACGACGACUUCGUCGCCUCCGAGAAGCCCAAGCCUAAAACGAAACCGAAAGAGGACAAGCCGAAAAAGCCGAGACAGAAAAAGAAAAAGACCACAGACGAUGACGACUCCUCUGCCACAAAGAAAUCUAAACCUAAAAAGAAGAAAAUCGAUUCAAAUAGUGACGAUGAUUUUAAAAUUAACAUUGAUGAUAGCGAAGAUGAUGUAGUACCCAAAAAGAUCAGUAAAAAGAAGAAGACCACCGACGAUGAUGAUUCCUCCGCCACAAAGAAGUCGAAACCUAAAACGAAGAAAAUUGGUUUAGAUAGUGAUGAUGAUGAUGAUGAUUUUGUAAUGAACAUCAGUGAUAGCGAAGAUGAUGUAGCACCCAAAAAGGUCAAUAAAAAGAAAAAGACCACCGACGAUGAAGAUUCCUCCGCCUCCCUAAAGAAAACUAAACCUAAAACAAAGAAACUCAGUACAGAUAGUGAAAAUGAUGAUAAUUUUAAAAUGAACAUCGAUAGCGAAGAUGAUGUACCAUCCAAAAAGGCUCCAGCUACAAAGUCCAAAGCUUUUUCUUCGGACGAGGAUGGAGAUCUUGAUGAUUUUGAUGUUCCGAAAAAAUCUAAAACCAAAAAGAAAAAUGACGAUUUCUCAGAAGACGAGUUCAAAAUCGAAACGUCCAAAAAGACCAAAACCACCAAGAAGAAAAAUGUUUCAGAUGAUGAAUUCAAGGCGGGCGACAGCGACAAUGAAGUGGAGAGCACAGACGUAAAAAGACCAGCCAGGCCUGGCAGAGGUGCCGUCAAAUCCAAAUAUACAUUUGAUGAUUCGGACGAGGAUUCGUUUUAGACGAUUUUUAAAGAAUUAAAGGUAUGAAAUUUUGAUGUAUAUAGGAACUUACAAUUUAAGAUUCUACUGGAAUUUGAAGAGAUCAAAGUUGCAGUUGGAUGAUAUAUUAUGAUCGAUUCUUUUAAUCUUAUACUUUGAAACUCUCCCUGGAAAGUUUAUUUUUGUAUUAUUUUAUUUUACAUUUUAAUUCAUUAGGUUGUAUGUAUUUGUUCAUUUAAACACGAAAUCAAACAUGUGGUUUUUUAUUAGAUUUUUUUCUAAAUAAAAACUUGUGUUUUUUAUACUUUUACUUGUUACUGUUAUUAUAUUUAUUAUGAACUACUUUUG